AAAAAAACACAGAAUUAUUAUUAUUUUGCUGUUCAAAGCAGAGUUUUGUUUCCUUCUCCCAGUUCUGUUUUGCUUUAAAGUUGGAACCUAUUCAAGAAAAGUCUUUUGCCCUUUCUUGAAAAUUUUCUACCAACAUUUUCAUUCUUCUUUAGUAGAUAUCAAUCUUUUGCAUUAAUGGCUCACCAAAAUCUCUAACCCCUUUUCUUGAUUCUCCCAAAUCACUUUCUUUUAGGGUUUUGAUUCCUUUUUUCUUUCCGAGCAAUGAAGAAGUCCAAACUCGAUAACUCCGCCUCACUGAACCGAUUCGGUCUCGUUCAGUUCCUACUAGCUCUCCUCCUCUUCUACCUCCUCUGCAUGAGCUUCCAGAUCCCUUUCAUCUUCCGAACCGGGUCCUCCGGGUCCGACGACGAGUCUUUUACAUCACUCCCGAGACAGAUGUUUGCUGCUAAAGAAGCUAACCGGGCUGUCCUCGGAGAACAAGAAGUAGAACCGGGUCGGGUAAACCGGUUGGGUCGUAAACCGGAGAGGAGAAUGCGAGAGUUCAGAACCGUCUCCGAAAUCUUCGCCAACGAGAGCCUCUUCGACGGAUCCACCGACGAGUUCUCCAUCUUUUCGAAGCAAGCGAUUUCGACGGGGAAGAAAAUGUGGGACGGGGUUAAUUCCGGUUUAAUUACCAAACCGGAUAAAAAACCGGUUAAGAACCGGACGGAGAAAUGUCCGGAUUUUGUUUCGGUUACCGGUUCGGAGUUUGUGAACCGGAGCAGGAUCUUGGUUCUGCCGUGCGGGUUGACGCUUGGAUCUCACGUGACGGUCGUGGCGACGCCGCAUUGGGCGCACGUGGAGAGAGAUGGGAAGGGUGUGGAGUCUAUGGUGACGCAGUUCAUGAUGGAGUUGCAAGGGUUGAAGGCUGUGGAGGGUGAAGAUCCGCCUCGGAUCCUCCAUUUCAACCCGAGGAUUAGAGGUGAUUGGAGUGGGAAGCCAGUGAUUGAGCAGAACACUUGUUAUAGGAUGCAGUGGGGUUCUGCUUUGCGUUGUGAUGGUCGUGAGUCUAGUGAUGACCAAGAUUCUGUUGAUGGAGAGGUGAAAUGUGAGAGGUGGAAGAGGGAUGAUGGUGGUGGUGAUGAUGAUUCUGAUGAGUCAAAGAAGACAUGGUGGUUGAAUAGGCUAAUGGGUAGGAGGAAGAAGGUGACACAUGAGUGGCCUUAUCCUUUUGCUGAAGGGAAGCUCUUUGUUCUCACCCUUCGAGCUGGGAUGGAAGGUUAUCACAUCAGUGUUAAUGGAAGACAUAUCACUUCUUUCCCUUACAGAACCGGGUUUGUACUAGAGGAUGCUACUGGGUUAGCAGUGAAGGGGAACAUUGAUGUGCAUUCGAUAUAUGCUUCCUCUUUACCUUCCACAAACCCAAGCUUUGCGCCGCAGAAGCAUCUCGAGAUGCAGAGCAUGUGGAAAGCUCCUUCAUUACCUCAAAAGCCUGUUGAGCUCUUCAUUGGAAUUCUCUCUGCUGGUAACCAUUUUGCAGAGAGAAUGGCUGUGAGGAAGUCAUGGAUGCAGCAAAAGCUAGUUAAAUCAUCUAAAGUUGUUGCACGGUUCUUUGUUGCCUUGCACGCAAGAAAAGAAGUCAAUGUGGAUCUAAAGAAAGAAGCAGAAUACUUUGGUGAUAUUGUGAUAGUACCGUACAUGGAUCAUUAUGAUCUUGUUGUGCUCAAGACGGUUGCCAUCUGUGAAUAUGGGGUUAACACAGUGGCGGCAAAGUAUAUAAUGAAAUGUGACGAUGAUACGUUUGUGAGAGUGGAUGCUGUGAUCCAGGAAGCAGAGAAGGUGAAAGGAAGAGACAGCCUUUAUAUUGGAAACAUUAAUUUCUACCAUAAGCCUCUGCGCACAGGAAAAUGGGCUGUCACAUACGAGGAAUGGCCAGAAGAGUAUUAUCCUCCUUAUGCAAAUGGUCCGGGUUACAUCUUGUCAUAUGACAUAGCUAAGUUCAUCGUCGAUGAUUUUGAACAGAAGAAAUUAAGAUUGUUCAAGAUGGAAGAUGUGAGCAUGGGAAUGUGGGUGGAGAAGUUCAACGAGACUAGGCCAGUGGCGGUGGUUCAUAGUCUCAAGUUCUGCCAGUUCGGAUGCAUAGAAGACUACUUCACAGCUCAUUAUCAGUCGCCUCGCCAGAUGAUUUGCAUGUGGGAUAAGCUGCAGAGACUCGGGAAGCCCCAUUGCUGCAACAUGAGAUGACAUAACAUUGUUUUUUUUUGGGCCUGAUUCUGGAAUUUUUGGUUAGAAAAGAAAAUGAAGAACCAGAUGGGAGUUUGUGGAGCUAACUGUUUUAGAUCUCGGUGUAUAGAACAAACUAUAAUGUAUCUCUAUAUAUAAUAUUUAUAAUGAAGGGCUCUUGAAAAGUUGACUGAG
Molecule: messenger RNA, 2397 nt
Organism: Eruca vesicaria subsp. sativa (arugula)
Lineage: Eukaryota; Viridiplantae; Streptophyta; Magnoliopsida; Brassicales; Brassicaceae
Source: the annotation of a GenBank genome assembly